Penicillium bovifimosum is the source of this 5454-nucleotide messenger RNA. RefSeq names its product putative rRNA biogenesis protein RRP5. Gene Ontology annotation, molecular function: protein binding; RNA binding. Bases 1 to 5454 code for a protein of 1817 amino acids. The transcript has 3 exons. NCBI's taxonomy places the organism in Eukaryota, Fungi, Ascomycota, Eurotiomycetes, Eurotiales, Aspergillaceae. Gene Ontology annotation, cellular component: small-subunit processome; nucleolus. The record is from RefSeq and is a predicted model, not a curated record. Gene Ontology annotation, biological process: rRNA processing.
AUGGCGCCCAUUAAGCGCAAGGGGAAUGCCCCCGAAGAAAUCAAUACUCGCCAACCCCAAAAACGUGCCAAAGUUGGUGCUGAAGAAGGCAAGAAAGACCACAAGAAGCCGGAAGAUGGCACAUCCACCGCCGCAAAGGCUUCAGAGCUUUCCGUGCUGCGCGACGACGAACCCUCGUUCCCUCGUGGUGGCGCGAGUGUUCUGACAGCAUUGGAGCGCAAGCAAAUCCAGAUCCAGGCCAACAGAGAUGUUCUUUUCGAGCAGAAAGCAGUCGGAGACCGGAAGUCUGCCCAGAAAAAGCCUGCCGAAGACUUUGACGAGGAAAGCGACAACGACGUCGAAAUGGAGGAUGAAGAGACUACUACAGCCACCAAGAAGUCGCGCAAGAAGAAGUCAAAGUCUAAGAAGUCCGCAGACAAGGGAACUGACGACAAGCAAAACGUUCGCAUUGAGGGUCUCAGUUUCAAGCGUCUUGUACCAGGAGCCAUGGUCCUCGGUCAAGUUUCUAGUAUCAAUGCCCACGACAUCGCCCUCUCGCUGCCCAACAACCUUACCGGUUACGUUCCUCUCACAUCGAUUUCGAAGGGACUUGAAGAUAGACUCGAGAAGAUGUUAAACGACGAGGGUGAAGAUGACGAUGCCGAGGAAAGCUCAGAUGACGAAUCAUUCGAGCUGAAGGACCAUUUCUAUCUCGGUCAAUAUCUACGCGCAUGCGUUGUGUCUACAGGCGCCAACCCUGAAGAUCCCAAGGCAAAGAGCAAGAGGCACAUUGAGCUCUCGGUCGACCCAAGACAGACCAACACCGGCUUCUCAAAGUCCGAUCUAGCUGUGAACUCGGCUGUCCAAGCGUCUGUCGUCAGCGUGGAAGAUCACGGUGUGGUCAUGGACCUUGGCAUUGAAGGAUCGGACUUGAAGGGUUUCAUGUCUUCCAAGGAAACAGACCCUCGCGUGGAUUAUUCUAACAUCAAGGAAGGAUCCGUCUUCCUUUGCAUGGUUACUGGUCAGAACCCCAGUGGCAAUGUCAUCAAGCUGUCCUCCAACUUCCAAGCUUCCGCCUCGAUCAAGAAGUCCAACUACCUCAGCUCGGCACCUACAAUCAACACUUUCCUCCCUGGUACCGCUGCAGAGAUUCUUCUUACUGAAGUCACAUCCAACGGAAUGAUCGGAAAGAUUAUGGGCAUGCUCGAUGCAACCGUUGAUUUGGUUCAGUGCAGCAUCAACGGCAAAGUUGACUUGGAGAGGAAAUACAAGAUCGGCGCCAAGAUCAAGGGCCGUAUUAUCUCAACAUUCCCGGCUGCUGAGCCCCUCAAGGUUGGCUUCUCUUUGCUCGACCACGUGCUCAAGCUCUCUUCAGAGGCUCGCGGCCCCGGUUCUGCUGAUGAUGCGCCUGCUAUAUCUGCAAUCAUUCCCGAUGCCAAGGUCGUUAAGGUUGAUCAGGGUCUGGGUGUGUAUGCUCGUAUUGGAGAGACAAAGCACAUGGGAUUCGUCCACAUGUCCAGACUCUCUGAUGGCAAGGUCGAAACAGUUGACGAGUCUUCGGGAGCCUUCCAGUUGGAUGCUGUUCACGAGGCAAGAGUCAUCGGGUACAACCCGAUUGAUAACCUCUACAUUCUCUCUUUUGAAAAGUCCGUUAUCGAGCAACCCUUCCUUCGCGUCGAGGAUGUGAAUGUUGGUGCUAUUGUCAAAGGAAAGGUCGAGAAGCUUUUGAUUGGUCCUAAUGGCAUGGACGGAUUGAUUGUCAACCUUGCCGAUGGAAUCACUGGUCUUGUCCCCUCUAUGCACUUUGCGGAUACCAUGCUUCAAUUCCCCGAGAAGAAGUUCCGCGUGGGCCAGAAGCUUUCGCUGAGAAUUCUCUCUGUGAACCUCGAGAAGCGCCAAAUUCGUUUGACACUGAAGAAGAGUUUGCUCAACAGCGAGUCUGCUAUCUGGAAGGACUACACAGACAUUAGUCCCUCGGCUCAGUCUCCUGGUACCAUUGUCAGCCUCCAAAACCACGGUGCUGUUGUGCAGUUCUACGGUGAAGUCCGCGGUUUCCUUCCCGUUUCUGAGAUGAGUGAAGCCUACAUCCAGGAUCCAGCCCAGCACUUCAAGCUCGGCCAGGUCGUUAAUGUUCACGCUUUGAGCGUUGAUGCAUCCGCUGAGAGACUCGCUGUUUCCUGCAAGGACCCCUCCACAUUUACCGAGAAGUAUCGCCAGGCCUUCGAGAACCUGCACCCCGGCCACCUUGUUGCUGGAACCGUCUUCGAGAAAUCCAACGACGAUGUUCUCAUCAAGCUUGACGAGUCUGGCCUCGUGGCACGUCUUGAUUCUCAGCACAUCAUCGAUGGCUCCCCAUCCAAGCAAAGCUCUAUGAUGUCCAAGCUCCGCGUCGGACAGAAGCUGAACGAACUUCUCGUUCUCAGCAUCCAGCGCGCUCACCGUCUCAUCAAGGUUUCCACCAGGGUCAGCUUGAAGAAAGCUGCCAAGCAGAACAAUAUGCCCGGCGACUUCGAGCAGGUGCAAGAGGGUUCCAUCGUCACAGGCUUCGUCCGCAAUAUCACCCCUGAUGGUGUCUUUGUUGAGUUCCUCGGUGGCCUGACUGGCUUGCUCCCCAGGCGUCUCAUUGAGGACGCCAACCUCGAGCAGCCUCACUACGGCCUGUCAAAGGCGCAAACAAUUGUUCUCAAUGUACAGUCGGUGGAUGUGGACUCGCAGCGCUUCAUUUUGAGCAUGAAGCCCGUCGUGGCUCCCCAGGCUUCCACUAAGAAGGCCACCAAGCAGCAGACUGAUGACACUGUCGCCAACCCUAUUGAUAACAACAUCAAAAGCAUGUCCGACUUCACCUUCGGCAGAAUUGUUGAGUGCAAGAUCGUGUCUGUCAAGGCAACCCAGCUCAAUGUUCAGCUCGCCGAUAACAUUCAAGGUCGCAUCGAUGUGUCCGAGGUGUUCGACGACUGGAAGGACAUCAAGGAUCGCAAGCAGCCUUUGCGAUUCUUCAAGACCAAGCAGGCUCUCUCAGCCCGGAUCCUUGGUGUUCACGAUGCCCGUAACCACAAGUUCCUCCCCAUCAGCCACCGCACUGGAAAGUACCCUGUGUUUGAGCUUUCUCUUAAGCCAAGCUACUUGAAGGCCGCCAACCCUGCCCCACUGAACAUGGAGCAGGUUCAAGUUGGAUCCUCUUGGAUGGGCUUCGUUAACAACAUUGCCGACGACUGCCUCUGGGUCAACCUGUCUCCCAACGUUCGCGGCAGACUCCGUCUCAUGGAUGCCGCGGAUGAUUUGUCCCUGCUGACGGAUGUGGAGAAGAACUUCCCCAUCGGCUCUGCUCUGAAGGUCCAGGUCACCGCUGUGAACGCCGAAAAGGGCCACCUCAACCUCACUGCCAAGCAAGGUUACGACAAGCUCUCCUUUGGAGAUAUCUCCGUUGGCAUGAUCUUGCCUGGUCGUGUUACCAAGGUUACUGAGCGCCAAGUUAUCAUGCAGCUUGGUGAGUCACUCGUUGGCGCGGUCAACCUGAUCGAUCUUGCCGAUGAUUACUCCAAGGCCAACCCCACAGUACACAACAAGAACGAGGUUCUCCGCGCCUGCGUCAUCGCUGUUGACAAGGAUAACAAGAAGAUCGCCUUGUCUCUGCGUCCCUCCAAGGUCUUCAGCUCCUCUCUCCCCGUCCAGGACCGCGAGAUCUCCUCGCUUAAGGAUAUCAAGCCUAACGACGUCAUUCGCGGCUUCGUUCGACGGGUCACUGAUUCCGGUCUCUUCGUGGCGGUCAGCAACGAUAUCACUGCCUACGUCCGCGUCUCCGACCUCUCAGAUUCUUACCUCAAAGAAUGGAAGGAUGCCUUCCAGCCCGAUCAAUUGGUCAAGGGUAAGGUCAUUUUCGUUGAUGCCGAGCAGGGCAAGCUGCAGUUGAGCUUGAAGGAGUCGGUCUUGGACCCUAACUUCAAGGCCCUGAUCACCCUGAAGGAUCUCAAGGUUGGCCAGAUUGUCACCGGAAAGGUCCGCAAGGUUGAGGAGUUUGGUGCCUUCAUCGUUGUUGACGGCUCUUCGAACAUCAGUGGUCUCUGCCACCGAAGUGAGAUGGCUGACAAGCGUGUCGAAGAUGCCCGCAAGUUGUACGAUGAGGGUGAUGCCGUCAAGGCUAAGAUCAUCAAGAUCGACCUCGAGUCGAAGAAGAUCUCUUUCUCGCUCAAGGCUUCCCACUUCCAAGACGAAGAGGACGAUGAGAGUGAGGAUGAGGACAGCAUGGAAAUUGAUGGUCCUGGCGGUGUCGAGCUCGGUGAGAACGACAGCGAUGAGGAUGAUGAUGAUGAGUCCAUGGGGGGCGUUGAUGUAGAGGAUGACAGCGAAGAGGAGGAGGAGGAGGAGGAGGAGGAGGAGGAGGAGGAAGAGAGCGACGAAGAGGACGACGAAGAGGUAGCGCUCCAGAAGCCCAGCAAGGCUGGCGGUCUCGGUGCAAGCAGCUUCGACUGGAGCGGCGCUGUGCAGACCGACAAUGCUGCGAACUCCGACAGCGACGACGAGGGCUCCAAAAAGAAGAAGAAGAAGAACCGCAAGCCUGAGAUUCAGGUUGACCGAACCGGUGACUUGGAUGCCAAUGGCCCCCAGUCCGUUGCGGAUUUCGAGCGUCUCCUCCUGGGUGAGCCCGACUCCUCGCUGCUGUGGCUGCAGUACAUGGCCUUCCAGCUGGAGCUGGGUGAGAUCGAGAAGGCCCGCUCUAUUGCCGAGCGCGCUCUCCGCACCAUCACCAUGGGCCAGGACGCCGAGAAGCUGAACAUCUGGAUCGCCAUGUUGAACAUGGAGAACACCUACGGUGACGACGACAGUCUCGAGGAGGUCUUCCAGCGUGCUUGCCAGUACAACGAGCCCCAGGAGAUCUACGAGCGGAUGAUCAGUAUCUACAUCCAAUCUGGCAAGAACCAGAAAGCAAGUGAUCUCUUCUACGCCGCUCUCAAGAAGAAGAUCUCUUCCCAGUCCCCCAAAUUCUUCUACAACUACGCCAGUUUCCUCUUCGACACCAUGGCCUCUCCCGACCGCGCUCGCGCUCUACUCCCGCGCGCCCUGCAGUCCCUUCCCGCCCACACCCACGUCGAGACGACUUCCAAGUUCGCCCAGCUGGAGUUCCGCUCCGCUAACGGUGAUAUCGAGCGUGGUCGUACCGUUUUCGAGGGUCUCCUUUCCUCGUUCCCCAAGCGCAUUGACUUGUGGAACAUUCUCCUGGACCUGGAGAUUAAGGUCGGCGAUGCAGAGCAGGUGCGCCGUCUCUUCGAGCGAGUUCUUGGCCUGAAGAGUGGCAAGAAGGGUCCCGUUAGCGUGGACGCGAGCAAGAAACUUAAGCCCAAGCAGGCCCGUUUCUUGUUCAAGAAGUGGCUUGCCUUUGAGGAGAAGCUUGCUGCUGAUAAUGGAGAUGAGAAGAUGGUCGAGGAAGUCAAGGCACGGGCUGUGACCUAUGUCAAGACUUUGCAGUCGGACGAGUAA